Messenger RNA from Helobdella robusta, 369 nucleotides. RefSeq lists its product as hypothetical. The record is from RefSeq and is a predicted model, not a curated record. The transcript has 3 exons. Bases 1 to 369 code for a protein of 122 amino acids. NCBI's taxonomy places the organism in Eukaryota, Metazoa, Annelida, Clitellata, Rhynchobdellida, Glossiphoniidae.
AUGACCAUCAUCUUCAUCACCAUAUCGUCGUCUCCAUCAUCGUCGUCGUUGUCAUCAUCCUGUUCGCCAUUCAAGCGUACACCCAUAAUAAACCACACCACAUCAGCCACACCAAACCACACUGCACCACACCACAUCAGCUACACCACACCAGCCACACCACACCACACCAGCCACACCACACCAACCACACCACACCAGCCACACUACGCAACACCACACACCACGCCGAAGGAAUAUAAAUUUAUUUUAAAAAAUAAUCCAAAUAUUAGAAAUGACAAAAGAAAUUUUAAAAAAAAUGCCAUAAACAGAAGACACAAAGAUUAUAAAGAUUCGUCUGAAUUACAUCUGAACAAAGCGUUAAAUUAA